AUGUCUGAACCCAUCGGCAACGACGUGGCGCAAUCACCCCUGGACAUUUUAGAGAAAGGGGUGGUCAGCACAUCAAGUGGCACGAAAGGGUUGUCUGCGGAGUUUGGAGAAGUCAAAGACCUUAAGCAGGGACUUCACCAGCGGCAUGUGCAGAUGAUUGCUCUUGCCGGGACCUUGGGAACAGGCCUCUUUCUUUCGUCAGGACAAUCAAUUGCCCACGGAGGUCCUCUGGGAGCCUUACUCGGCUAUUCCAUCAUCGGUACCGCAGCCAUCAGUGUCGUCCUGGCUGGAGCCGAGAUGAGCGCUCUUGUACCUCUGAAUGGCGGUAUCAUUCGUUUUGCGGAGCACUUCGUCGAUCCAGCCCUCUGUUUCGCUAUCGGGUGGAAUGAAGUAUAUGCGCACAUCGUUUCUGUUCCCUCGGAGCUCUCGGCUCUCGCUGUGCUUGUGAAAUUCUGGACAGAUGUUAACAGCGCUGUCUGGAUCACCGUAUUCGGAGCACUAAUGCUUGCGACAACGUUAGUCUUCAUCCGUAUCUAUGGAGAACUUGAGUAUGGCUUUUCUAUACUCAAAAUUGCUCUUGUCAUUGGUGUCAAUCUCAUGGAAUUGAGAACAUCACGCUCACCGCUGGCGAGACCCGAUCUCCACGAACAUCCAUCCCUAUUGCGGCCAAGAGGGUAUUUUGGAAGAUUCUCAUUUUCUACGGCACGUCUUCCUUCGCGUCUCCUCAUCACCGUUUUCUUCGUUGGCCUCAUUGUUCCAUCCGAUGAUUCUGAUCUUUUGCUUGGAAGUGGCAACGCAUCCGAAUCACCGUUUGUCAUCGCCGCCAAACGAGCUGGCAUCCCUGCCAUUCCCUCCAUAGUCAACGCCGUGGUGCUUACUUCGGCAUGGUCGGCGGGUAACUCAAGUUUGCUCUGGGGUUCUCGCAUUCUUUACGCUAUGGCACUCGAGGGACGCGCUCCGCAGCUGUUUACCAGGAUAAACCGCUUCGGUAUUCCCUAUCUGUCCGUGCUCUUUUACGGCAUGUUUAUGGCACUGGGGUAUAUGUCUCUCUCGAGCACAGCCGAAACCGUCUUCUCGUGGCUUAAAACUCUGGUGUCGAUAUCCACCUUGGUCAAUUGGAUGGUUAUCACCAUCACGUAUCUGCGGUUCUACUAUGGUUGUCGCAAGCAGGGGAUUGACCGACGGCGGCUCCCAUGGACUGCACCUUUUCAACCCUAUAUGUCCUGGUGGUCUAUCGGCUUGUUCGUUAUUCUACUCUUGACUGGCGGAUUCUCUACAUUUAUUCAUGGGCACUGGGACAAUCAGACUUUUGUGUCUACUUACCUCAACAUUCCCCUGUUCUUCAUCCUGUACUUUGGUUAUAAGCUCAUCAGGCAAUCGAAAGUUAUUUCGUUGGAGAAGAUUCCAAUCGAGCAUUUUCUGACCAUUGCGGAAGAAGAGGAAAAGGAGCCCGAGAGCGAGGGGAGCAAGUGGAAAUGGUGGACUUUUCUUUGGAAAUGA
This is a messenger RNA of Talaromyces atroroseus, 1500 nucleotides long. RefSeq lists its product as hypothetical. Gene Ontology annotation, cellular component: membrane. Gene Ontology annotation, molecular function: amino acid transmembrane transporter activity. NCBI's taxonomy places the organism in Eukaryota, Fungi, Ascomycota, Eurotiomycetes, Eurotiales, Trichocomaceae. Gene Ontology annotation, biological process: amino acid transmembrane transport. The record is from RefSeq and is a predicted model, not a curated record. The transcript has 4 exons. The coding region runs from base 1 to 1500 and encodes 499 amino acids.